UUUAUUUUUGAUUGAGAAUGGCCAAGUGUGAACAUAGUGUGAAUAAAAUGAGCAGUCAUAGUUUAAAAACUGGCUCUAGCAUUCCUCAAGUACAAGGGACCAAUGACAAUAGUACACUAAGCAAAGUAUCAACCAGUAGAGUUGGGUACUACAAGGAUCCGUAUUUGAAAUACUUUACCGGCUGCCACAAGUCACCUAAUCGGGCUCCUCUGAUUCAUUGGGGCUAUUGGAUAAGAUAUUCUGCUGUUAAUAAGACACUGAUAGAAUUUCUGACUAAUUUAGGGAAUAAAGACAAUCAGGUAAUAUCUUUGGGUGCUGGUUUUGAUACAGCAUUUUUCAGAUUAAAAUCAGAAUGUGGGAACGUUGACUUGCUCAAAAAGUGCCACUAUUAUGAAGUAGACUAUCCUUCUGUUGUAGCUCGAAAACAACAUUUUAUAGACUCUGUGCCAAAGAUUAAAGAACUAGCGAUCGGUAGCAACUAUGACUUGAUAGGCUGUGACAUUACUAAAUUGAAAGAUCUUGAAGCUUCACUAAAGGGAGCUAAUGUUGACGGGGAUACUUCAACUCUGUUGAUUGCUGAAGUGGUUUUAACGUAUAUACAGCCUAAAUAUGUUGAUAAGCUAUUAGAAUGGGCUGCUUCUUUCUUUGGUAAAGCAGUUAUUUGUGUAUAUGAACAGAUUAAGCCAUUUGAUGGAUUUGGACAAGUCAUGCUCAAGCAUUUUCAUACAUUGUCUUCUCCACUGUUAAACAUUGAAAUGUAUUCAACUAGUCAGUCACAGUGCAAGAGAUAUGAAAAUGCUGGCUGGUCUGAAGUUAAUUCUUGUGAUAUGAACCAGUUGUAUUUCUCAUUGCCAGAAGAAAUACGUAAACACGUUAUGUCACUGGAGCCAUUCGACGAGUACGAGGAGUGGCAUUUAAAGUGUAGCCACUACCACAUGAUCACUGGAUUCACAUCGCCUCAAUACUGGUCUAGCAUCAUGGACCCUUUAUCUUCCAGCAGUAAUAAUGAUGAUGAAGGCAUUAGUGAUGUACUGGAGGAAUGGAGGGCACUCUAUCUUCAUACUGAGUCUCAGCAUUUAAAAAGGUAUGGCCAUGAUUCAGUCAGAUUUGAAGAUGAUAAGGUAUUGGUUUAUGGUGGAUUUGGAAUAAAGGAUCAUAGCCUAGCUCAUUGUCGUCUUGAUAAUGCUAUAAUGAUUAAGUCUAAUGGUGAGGAUUGGGAAUCAAAAGAACUGAUUGCUGGAAAUGAUGGACCUGGACCUUUAAUGUAUCAUUCAAUGACAUUACUGCCAAAAUCCAAUGAAGUCAUUCUUAUCGGUGGUAGGAAAUCUCCCAAACAUUCAAAUGAGGUUUUGUACUCACUCUCUUCCUGUGGAACAGAAUGUAACUGGAGGAUCAUUCAGUAUAAAGGCGAUUGUUUUAAAGGAAGAUGGCGUCACUCCACUACACUCGUAAAUGAUAGAUGGCUAGUGAUCAUUGGAGGCUGUGCUGUGAAUGGACAUGUAUUUUCUGACAUUUUAUUACUUGAUUCCAUAGAUUGGACAAUGAAGAAAUUACCAGUUUCUUUGCCCGAGGGUAGACACUCUCAUUUAGCAGUGAAUUAUAAAUCUUCUGUCCUCAUUUUUGGUGGCUUGAAUGCUGAUUUAUCUCCAGUGAGCACUUGCCUUCAACUUAGUGAAGAUAAAAGUCAUUUGAUGGCAGUAGAAUUCAUUCCUCAGCUACCAGCAAAAUAUUCCAUGAGUGGUCACAUCAUUUCAAAUGAUGUGCUUUUAAUGUUUGGAGGUGUAUCAAUCUCUCAGCAUCAAAGUGACAUUGUCAUUGUCAAUAUGCAGAACAGAACUUGGCAAGGUGUCAAUUUAAAGUAUCCCCCAACCAUCUCUCUUCCAUUGUUACAUGGUCACUCUUCACAUUUAAUGGAUGAUGGCAAUGUCGUGUGUAUUGGAGGAGGUGGAAACUGUUUCUCAUUUGGAACACAUUUAAAUGAAUCCCCUCUUCUAAUUCAAUGCUCCAAAUUUUGAUUGUGCCUAAUCUCAUUUUUUGCUUUAAUCAUUAAUGGAUAAU
This is a messenger RNA of Amphimedon queenslandica, 2058 nucleotides long. RefSeq names its product tRNA wybutosine-synthesizing protein 4-like. Bases 18 to 2015 code for a protein of 665 amino acids. The record is from RefSeq and is a predicted model, not a curated record. The transcript is spliced from 13 exons. Gene Ontology annotation, biological process: wybutosine biosynthetic process; tRNA methylation. NCBI's taxonomy places the organism in Eukaryota, Metazoa, Porifera, Demospongiae, Haplosclerida, Niphatidae. Gene Ontology annotation, molecular function: tRNA methyltransferase activity; protein binding.